AAAUAAUAAUAUGUAUAAAAAUAAUAAAAAAAUUAUUUUAUUUUUGAAGUAAAAGUUAAUAAUGAUUAAAAAAUGUAAGAAUUUACAUAUUUAUAAUUUAUAAAUCAUGAUAACUUUUAUAUUUGUAUAAAAUUAUAUAUAAAUAUUAUUGAAUAAUGUAAAUCAGGUUAGUAUUAAAUAAUUUACUAAGAUAUAAAUUAUUGCAAAUAUUGUUAUAAUUUUUCUUUUAAAAAUAAGAACAUUAUAGAUGUUUUAGAAUCAUAGUGUAAAAAAUGUAACUCUUAAAUUUUUAAAAACUGUUAUGGAUAUAUAUCUGAAUUAAAAAAAGGAUAUUGGAGAAAAUCAGAAACAUAACAUGAAAAUAAUGUAUAGAAAUGUUAAUUGUAACCAAAUAAUUGUAAAGGAGGAAUAUAAUAAGGCGAUCAUACUUGUGCUAUAGGACAUAUAGGAAUUUAAUGUUUAAAUUGCGAUACUAAAGGUAUUUUUUUUGAAAAUUAAUAUUUUAUUCGCUCUCAAUCAUAUUCUUGUUCAUUAUGCUAAAAUAAAUCUCUUUUAAUUUUAAAAUUUUUCUUAAUUUGUUUUAUGAUAAUAAUAAUAUUAAUAAUAAUAUUAAAAUCAAAUUAUAGGAAAAUUAAGAAUUUUUUAUACGUACAUUAUUUGGGUAAAAUGGGUAUAAUUUAUAUUGGAAAUACUUAUAAUAAUUUAAAUCUUUCUGGUGUUUAUUUAAAAAUAUUACUUUUAUAUCUAUAAAUAAUUAACUUUUCAUCAAGAUUUUCAGGUGAUUUUUACCUUAAAAAUAUAUUUAGUUUUUAAUGGGGGUUAUAUAAUCCUUUGACAACUUAAUUUAUAUAAUUUGGAUGUUUAAUUCAGUUUUAUUUUCCUUAAGUUAAAAGUAUUGAAUAUACUUAGAUUAUUAUUAACGUAUCUAUUCCUUUUGCUAUUGUAUGUAUUUUUUUUAUUCUUAUAUUUAUCAGAUAUAGCUUUAAAUAAUAAAUUUCUACAAAUAAAUUUUUCUAUAUUAUAACAAAUACACUAUGCUAUGCAUUUUCAACUUUACUUUUCGUUCCUGUUGUAGAAUCUUUAAUAUAGGGAGUUGUCUGUUUAGAAUUAGAGAAUAUUAAAGAGUCUUAUUCAAUAACCGAUUUGUCUUUAGAAUGUGGGAAUUAAUUGAGGAAAACAUAUGUGUAUUUUUUAGUUUUGCCUUUUCUUUUUUUAUAUGGAAUUUUAAUUCCUUUCGGAAUUUUCGGAAGUCUAUUUUGGAAAAAAAACUCACUUUAGAAAGUCAGUGUGGAGUUUUCGUUAGGCUUUUUUUAUGUAGAGUAUAAAA
This is a messenger RNA of Ichthyophthirius multifiliis, 1327 nucleotides long. RefSeq lists its product as hypothetical. The transcript has 2 exons. The record is from RefSeq and is a predicted model, not a curated record. Lineage: Eukaryota; Ciliophora; Oligohymenophorea; Hymenostomatida. The annotation marks the transcript as partial.